AUGUUGGAUCCAUUCACUCUAGCGUGCAUUCUAGCUGUUGUUGCCGCUGUUAUUGCUAUCAUUUUUUAUUUGUUCAGUGGAACCGACGACGAACGAGAUUUCGAAAAGGCAUUUGGGGAGAAUGCCCGUAAACUUCUCAACCAAGAUCGCGAAAAACACAAGUCCAAAGUCAAACUUCCCAGAAAGAAGGAAGGGCGAGAAAAGAGGACCGAGGCGAGGCAAGAGACCGAUUUGGAAGUGGAUCUCGUGGCAUCUGGUGGCGAUUCGGUAAUAGAAUCCGUGGAAAAUAUUCCUACAUCGGCGUCUGCUUCAUUAAGUAAUGCCGCCGCUGGCUCGCCCGAGCCCAGAGUGAAAAAGCACUCCAAAAAGGAGAAGAAUUCCGUCGUUACCGCAUCUGAAAUUGAAGAACUGAAUGCUGAGCCCGUUGUACCUACAGUAGAUGAAGCUAUUACACCUAGUGAGCCGGCUUCUGAAGAAAACAAGGAGAAUCGCCAUGAACAAACUUCAAGUUCAGAAGGCAAAAGAAAAAAGAAAGUGAAGGCGAAGAAAGAAGAAGAUGUGGCAGUCAGUCAGACGUUCGCUCCUGAAUAUGCCCAAGGAGAACUCAUGAGCGAGUCACACUCUUCCACCACAUCCAAGUCCGAAAAAGAAAAGAAGCCUAAGAAGAAAAUUGCCAUAGUCAAUAUCAACGAUCUGGAUUCAAACAAGGUACUCACGCGUAUUGCCUCGCUAGAAGAAAUCGAACCUGAAUAUAUCAGCUACCUUGCAUCUUACUUCCACGAUACUAAUGCCAAGAUAAACAGCUUGGAAAACACGAUAAUUGAUUACGAAAGAAAGGACCACGAACACAAGAAGAAAAUUGACCAAUAUCAACAGUCGCGAGUCAUUUCUGAUAGGCAAAUAGCUGAUCACGUUCGUGUAAUUUCUGAGUUGACUUCGAAACUGCAAGCACUCUCCGUUUCUGAAGCAGCUGCGAAACAACAGAUAAUUCAGUUGAAUAAUGUAUGCGUUGAGAACGAUACAUUGAAAUCUGCCUUAUCAAAAUCUGCAGCCGACGCAGCAGCAGCGGCGAAAGCGAUUUCUAAUCUGGAAACUGUGAAAGUUAACAAUGCCGAGCUGACUGAUCGUCUCACGAAAAUGAAUAAAUCUCUCAAUGAAACUGUGGAGCAAAACGCAGCUCUGAAGCGAGAAAUAGCCGAAUUUGCCAAGGUAAGCUGUAGGAGUGGAGCA
Messenger RNA from Ostertagia ostertagi, 1230 nucleotides. The record is from the annotation of a GenBank genome assembly. NCBI's taxonomy places the organism in Eukaryota, Metazoa, Nematoda, Chromadorea, Rhabditida, Trichostrongylidae.